UUUGAUCUCCUUGAAGUCCAGGGGACUCUGCUCUAUGAUAAGGAUAUAAAAAUGAAUAUUUCUUUAACAGUAGAGUCUUCUGAGUGGUGCUUCUUCUUCCUUUCUUUAUUGCUUCUCCUUCCAUCCUUCUGCACCUCUUCUACUCCCUCCUCUUUCUUUCAGGGGAGAAAUAUAUGCACCCUAAAGUCUCCAAUCAUGGGACUCUCUUCCCCAUGAGUCAGGCAUGGGUAGACCAUAGCUGACCACUAGGGAAUGAAUGGAAGCCGGUCAUAGAAAGUCAAAUUAGGAAGGGUAAGAAACUAAGAAACGCCUAGCGUUUCUUUUUUAAAGAUGGAGAAAUCUGGAGAGAAUGAUCGACUUAUCUCCAGCACACUGCUUGUGAGUUGUGAUCCUGUAUGUUUUAUGAUGUAUGUACUGUGUAUGAGGUAGGUAUGGUUUUAGGAAUCAUAGAGAUAGGAAUGUGAAGGGUAAGGAUAUUCCCAUGGAUGGAGCAGUACCAGCCUGUUGUUCAGCAAAUAUUUGUUGAGCUAGUUCACUGGAAGGAUGCAUCAGAAGGCUGAUUAGAGUGGGUUUAAGAGAGAGUGGAAGGAGGGGAACUGGAAAAGUGAGUAAACAAACUUAGAAAACUCCGUUUUCUUCAGAUUGGAUGAGAGAAGUGGGAAAGUAGUCGCUGGGAGUAGGGCCAGGAGAGCUAGGUUCAAAGAGGAAUUUCUUUUAAGCUGGAGAAAUCUACAGUAUUUUUUUCUGCUUAUGGAAAUGAUCUUGCAGAGAGAAGAACAUAACUGAUGAAAGAAAGAGUCUAAUGUGUCUGAGUGUAUAGGAGGGAAUGGGAUCAGUGAGCAAGUGGACUGAUUAGCGAGCAACACCUAAGAGUAGGUGGGUAUCUAUGGCAACGGAAGGCAAGGCAGGGUCUCACAGGACAGAUGCUUAGAGAUGCUUGCUUCUCUCUGCAUCAGCUUUCUAGAGAUAGAGGAAGUGUGUUAGCUUCAUAGGGCUACUGUAACAAGGUACCAGGAACCAAGUGAAGUUAGAAACUAGUUCCCUAGGGAACCAGAGCUAAGAGCAUGUAUAUAGAGAAAGAGAGUUGUUGUAAGGAAUUGAUUCACACAGUUGUGGAGGCUGAAAAGCUCCAACACCUUUGGGCAGCCUGCUGGAGACCUGGAGGAGUCCAUGUUGUAGCUCCAGCCUGAGUCCUGAGUCCAGCCUGAGAACCAGGAAGGCCGAGUGCAAGUUCCAGCCUGAAAGCUGGAAGGCUGAAGACCCAAGAAGAGCUGGUGUUUUAGUUUGUUGCUCAAACACAGCACUUUCAGACCAUGCUGAAGUCUAAGUUGAAUGUCCUAACACUGAAAAAGGAACCUCUGCCAGCAGUCAUCUUCCAUGAGCCAGAGGCCAUCGAGCUGUGCACGACCACGCCCCUGAUGAAGACCAGGACUCAGAGUGGCUGCAAGGUGACCUAUCUGGGUAAGGUGCCCACCACAGGCAUGCAGUUUUUGUCAGGCUGCACAGAAAAGCCAGUCAUCGAGCUCUGGAAGAAGCACACAUUAGCCCGAGAAGAUGUCUUUCCAGCUAAUGCCCUCCUGGAAAUCCGACCGUUCCAAGUGUGGCUCCAUCACCUUGACCACAAAGGGGAGGCCACAGUGCACAUGGAUACCUUCCAGGUGGCCCGCAUCGCCUACUGCACCGCCGACCACAACGUGAGCCCCAACAUCUUCGCCUGGGUUUACAGGGAGAUCAACGACGACCUGUCCUACCAGAUGGACUGCCAUGCUGUUGAGUGCGAGAGCAAGCUGGAGGCCAAGAAGCUGGCCCACGCCAUGAUGGAGGCCUUCAAGAAGACUUUCCACAGUAUGAAGAGCGAUGGCCGGAUCCACAGGAACAGCUCCUCGGAAGAGGUGUCCCAGGAAUUAGAAUCUGACGAUGGCUGAGUGAACUGAGAGAGCUUCAGCAGAGGCAGCAUUGGUCAAGGAAUUCAAGACGACAGACGGAUAAGCGAUGAUUCAAAUUUGGGAUGAAAAGACUGCCAAAUUAUUGGCUGACCAAGCUUUUUAAAUUCAGAAGAGCAAUUCUAAAUCUAAAGAAAUGUAUUAUUAAAGUAAUUACGUUUCAUUGAAAUCUGCUGCUGCUGUGACUAUGAGGAGGGUGGGAGUGUGGAUGGGGAGGGAAGUUCUAGACUCUUCUUCUUCUUUUUUUGGCUCAUUUUCCAAUGCCUCCAUUGUAGGAGUUCUCCAUGCCGAUUUCUCGCCACUCUCGGGCAAAUAUACUGCAGUUGUUAUUCAAUGCACCAUUCCAACUUGCCUUAUGAAACCCAACAAAAAUGUUAGAUGCACCUAUAGAAUCCCUGGUUGUGGGGGGAGAUGGUGCGUGCUUCUGCUGGCGAGGAGGCCUCUGGGCUAAAGGAACAACGCAGAGCUCCUCUCCCCUGGCUGGUUUCAGAUUCUCUCCUCAGUAUGCAAAUCAGCACAGCUUUAUUGAGCUUUAUAACUAACAACCUGAUAGUUGGCAGUUAAUUCACAGUUAAAGGCGAUGCUUUUAUUACAUUGUGUAUCCAGUAGCACCCUCUUCUUAUUGUAUUCACUUCAUCUAUUUUCUUAGAAUACUUGCAACUACUAAUAGCCCCUUUCCUCCGCCUGCCCCAUCCACCCUCUCUGCCCUUCCAAUUCACUACAUUAUCCCUGCAGGAUUGCAGUCUCAACCUACAUGGCAGGACAUCAAAAGGGAAGACAAUAAUAACUAAUGUAAUGAAAGAAUCAGUCAAACAAAGUGGGAGCUUCAAACCACCACCACCACCACAGAAAGUUCGGAAAAAGGGAAUGAGUAAUCAGCGAAUAUACAAAGCCCAUGUGGGCUGUCCUUUCUUCAUCUGCAACUUAUGGUAACUUAUUUAGUUGAUGGUUCUAUCUGAUGACUCUUUCACGGCAAGCUUCAUAUCUGAGCUGGUAUCACUAAGGAAGCGUUGACCCAUCACUCAACAUGGCACUUGAGUAGAGAACGGAUUCUAUAAACCAGACUUAUCCAGAGAACCUAUGUUCAUUCGCAAGGGAAAUCUGACCUUCUCUUCCAAUUGGAUUGAUAUCUUAGGGUCAGAGUUGCUGGUUUGUUGGGUAUUUCUAAUGAGAACUCACAAAGACAGCCUGAGUUUUCUUGGUUUGAUGGAUCUUUAAAUAUCAUAAAUGCAAAGAAUCAACAUUGAGUGACUGAAAGCAUUGGUGAAAAUCCACACAUUUAAGGCCAAGAGCAGAUGAACAGUCUUCCAGGUGCUUCUGCUCCUUUCUGAGAGUCUGUUUUGAAUCCUGGUAACCAUGUCAGGGGCCCUGGGACACCUUCCAGAAGCCUUAAAUGAGAGUUUAUAGAAUCCAGAAAGCAGUGGUGUCGGUGUUUUGGUCUGUGUAUCUGUGUGUCCGUUUAUGCAUUUGUGUGCGUGUACGUGUGCCCCCGAGCGUGGGUGCCAUCUUAAGGCAUGUAGAAUAAGCAUGGAGUUGUAUUGAGGGGAGCACACCUCCUGGAGAUCCGCUUGCUGCUUCACGACAAAUGUAAACUACUCUUUAGCAUAAAUGUAUUCAUUCUUUAAUAAAAAAUAUGUUUGCAUUAAAAAACC
This is a messenger RNA of Odocoileus virginianus texanus, 3595 nucleotides long. NCBI's taxonomy places the organism in Eukaryota, Metazoa, Chordata, Mammalia, Artiodactyla, Cervidae. The record is from RefSeq and is a predicted model, not a curated record.